AUGACCAUGCCCUCCGAUGCGGCGGCUCUCCCUUCUCCACCAGGCAGAUCACCAUGGAAGGACAGCCGUCCUUACUCGGUGGGGGGCACGGUGCAUACCAUCAGCCCAAGCAUUAGACCAGAUUCUUGUGGAGGCGGCACCCGUCCAGUACCUCCACCACGAUUCCCAAACAUCAAAGAUUUGCAGGACCAGGCUGCGCUGUUGAAUGUGAGCGAGCACAGCUCGAUCGAAGACCUCCUUCGGGUUGCCGCGGCGGCUUUUCAACAAUCACGAGUGCUUGCGGAUGGAGUCGAUAUUGACAGGGCCUACGUACAGUAUCUGCGCGCCUCCGAAAUCACCAUCAACCUGAUCCCUCAGCACCCCGAAUAUCCUACGAUACAAGCGCGGACACCAGAAUUAUACAAGCAGUUCGCGGCUCUGAUGAUGUCAGUGCGGAGCAAACAAGCAACAAUGGAUGCGAUAAAACAAGAGAUCAUCGAAGAUAAUCUAAGAAGCAAUGUCCAGCCAACAAGGGCACACAUGUCAACAUCACUGCAUAAUUCAGGUCUCGACCGGAAUCAGGAAAACAAUUGUCCAUUCGAUACUUCGACCAGAAUGCCGAGCCCAACACAAUUUCAGCAAACGACCGGACUAGAGAGAGACGGUCGAAAACUCUCGGUGGCCACAGCAGAUUCAUUAGCGGAAAGAUUCGCACGACUCAAGACAUCGAAAAAUGCCGAUGGAACUGGAGCCAAUGCUGCGUCUUCUCCUGUGCAAGCCUUGCGAGGAUCUUCGGACCAAUUUUUUGGUCGUGCUAGAAACACGGUCACAACAACUCAGACAUCUGCUACGGAAACGCCUCACAAUCGUCCUCUAGGCCCUCGCACCAUGGGCUCCUCGACUCACCUCCCCUCUGUUCCGCCCAAGGUCCCGAUCAACACCUCAAUGCCGCGCGCGCCCGAUCCAGCUUAUAGUCCAAUCUACACGGUACCUAACCAACCUCCGCCUUCGAACCCGCCUCGGACUUCUGCAGAGAGCGCACGCUCGUUACCACAAAGGUAUUCGCAGCUUGCAAACUCCCCACGCGAAAGUCAGAGUCGGAGCACCGAUGAUCAUACAUACCGUACACGUACUCCGAACGGAGGCAGUUCUUCUCGGGAGACCCGCAGUAACUCCCCCGAUCUGCCGUACAACACGCACAUUACAGCACACGAUUUGAUGGACUAUCUGCGCAAAUUUAGUGUCUUGGUCAUAGAUGUUCGCUCUCGAGAUCAAUUCGACCUUGGCCACAUAUACGCCAAGUCGGUGAUAUGCGUCGAGCCAAUUGUACUCAAGGAAAAUGUUUCGGCCGAGGAGCUUGAAGAACGCCUUGUCGUCUCUCCUGAUUACGAGCAAGCACUGUUUGAGCGAAGGAACGAAUUUGACCUUGUGGUCUACUACGACCAGCAGACGGCCUCCGUCAGCUAUCUUGCGGGUUCCCCAGUGGGUACCUCGGCGCCACAUCUAAGGGCCCUUCACGAUACUCUAUACGAAUUCAACGAAUACAAGCCUCUGAAAGCAGGCCGGCCUCCAGCCUUGCUCCUUGGCGGGCUGGACGCUUGGAUUGACUUAGUAGGUCCUCAGUCUCUUGCGACAUCGUCCACAGCAGCUGUCAUGGGCUUUCUGCAAAGCAAACGGAUCCAUCCAAGACCGGGGAAACCUCUGGGGCGAGUCCCCACUAUGGCCAGUGCCAACUCCAGCUUGGAAGUCCGUAAAAGACGUUUACGUGAGUUCACGCCACUCAACUCAGAGGAGUUAUCGGCCUGGUUGGAACGGUCGAGAAAGGAAGAAAUUGAUACGAGCCACUAUCUCGAGGAAGAAAGUGUUCCGGAGGACGACCAAGAGCCGGACGAUGGAGAGCCACCUACUCCGUUGGUACAUUCUUAUGAGGCUUUCUUGCGUCGCUUCCCGGAGCCACACCAACUUCAACAAUCAAUGAUGCACCCAGAUUCUCGCAGAAGUGUCGACUCUGCAUCUAGAUUUUCCGCUCCAGUUCCGAUGGCACCACUGCGGCCCCCUCCGGCCGUCUCUCGUCCAAGCUACAGCGGUGUCUCUGACGGCCGUGAUGCCCAGCCGCACGUCCAGCGACAGAAUUCCGCGAACCGUGCCCCUCUGUACACUUCGUCUUCGUAUCUUAGCCGGCUCAAGCUCCCACGCACUGGACUUCACAACUUUGGCGUGACAUGUUACAUGAACUCGACGCUUCAAUGUCUCAAUGCAACGGUCAUGAUGAGUAAGUUCUUCAUCGAUGACCGGUACCGACACUAUGUGCAAAAAAACUGGAAAGGAUCGCAAGGGGUAAUGCCUGGUCUAUAUGCAAACCUCAUCAGAUCAUUGUGGAAAGGUGACGUAGAGGUGAUCAUGCCUAGUUCGUUCCGGAACUUUUGCGGUCGUUUGAACCGGGAGUGGGCGAUUGAUCGCCAGCAGGAUGCCAAGGAGUUCUUUGAUUUCCUCGUGGACUGUCUGCAUGAGGACUUGAAUAUCAAUUGGCAGCGCAAUCCACUUCGGCCCUUGACCACAUCCCAAGAAAUGCAACGUGAGCGAAUGCCUGUACAAAAGGUCUCUGAGAUUGAAUGGAAUCGAUAUAGUCACCGCGAAGAUUCAUUCAUCUCCUCACUGUUUGCAGGUCAGCACGCCAGUCGAUUGAAGUGCACCACUUGCCGUCAAACGUCCACCACCUAUGAAGCGUUCUACAGCAUCAGUGUGGAAAUACCUACCGAGGGCACCGGCGAUAUCUACCAGUGUCUUCGAAGCUACUGUCAGGAGGAGAUGCUGAGUGGUGAUGAAGUCUGGAAAUGUCCCCAUUGCAAGUGUGAUCGCAUUGCGACGAAACAGAUUAUUGUUACGCGGGCGCCACAAAUUCUUGUUGUCCAUUUUAAGCGCUUCUCGGCGUCCAAGACACAGAGCGCGCGCAAGAUUCACACCCCGAUUGAAUUUCCCCUCCAUGGCCUUCGUAUGGAUGAUUACAUUGUCCCUUAUCCCCAGGCUAAAUCUUCUGGUGACUCUGGUUUGAGUUCCUCCACAGGCCCUGCGACUCCGCCUUUUACAUAUGAUGCCUUUGGUGUGCUCCGGCACAUCGGAUCCUCCAUGGGCAGCGGACAUUAUGUGUCGCUGGUCCGUGAUGCGGAGCGACAGUGCUGGCGAAAGUUUGACGAUGAUCGAGUGACUGACUUUUCUCCACGGGAUCUUCGACCUCGCGAUCGACUGCAAAAUGGACAGGCGUACAUUGUGUUUUAUGAGCGAGUUCCAGCGAAAUGA
Messenger RNA from Penicillium diatomitis, 3276 nucleotides. Its product is annotated as putative ubiquitin C-terminal hydrolase. Gene Ontology annotation, biological process: protein deubiquitination. Gene Ontology annotation, molecular function: cysteine-type deubiquitinase activity. The coding region runs from base 1 to 3276 and encodes 1091 amino acids. The transcript is spliced from 3 exons. The record is from RefSeq and is a predicted model, not a curated record. NCBI's taxonomy places the organism in Eukaryota, Fungi, Ascomycota, Eurotiomycetes, Eurotiales, Aspergillaceae. Gene Ontology annotation, cellular component: cytoplasm.